Messenger RNA from Phodopus roborovskii (desert hamster), 996 nucleotides. RefSeq names its product matrix metallopeptidase 7 (gene Mmp7). Gene Ontology annotation, biological process: collagen catabolic process; proteolysis; extracellular matrix organization. The record is from RefSeq and is a predicted model, not a curated record. Bases 4 to 996 code for a protein of 330 amino acids. Lineage: Eukaryota; Metazoa; Chordata; Mammalia; Rodentia; Cricetidae. The transcript is spliced from 6 exons. Gene Ontology annotation, cellular component: extracellular matrix. Gene Ontology annotation, molecular function: metalloendopeptidase activity; zinc ion binding.
GCUAUGCAGCUCGCCCUGUUCUGGACUGCGUGUCUGCUGCCAGGCCACCUGGCCCUGCCGCUGCCCCUGUCCCGGGAGGCUGAAGAUGUGAGCACGAUGCAGUGGGAACAGGCUCAGAACUAUCUUAGGAAAUUUUACCUUCGUGACUCUAAAACAAAGGAGGCCAACAGUCUGGUGGUAAAACUCAAAGAGAUGCAGAAGUUCUUUGGCCUGCCUGUGACUGGAGAGAUAACACCCCGAAUCGUGGAGAUAAUGCAGAAACCCAGAUGUGGAGUGCCAGAUGUUGCGAAAUACUCACUAAUGCCAGAUAGUCCAAAAUGGCAGUCUAGAGAUGUCACCUACAGAAUCGUGUCCUAUACGCCAGACUUAUCAAAGCGUGUGGUGGAUCAAAUCGUGGCCAAAGCUCUGAGAAUGUGGAGCGAGCAGGUCCCACUGAACUUCAGAAGGGUGAGGUGGGGGACUGCGGACAUCAUGAUUGGCUUCACGAGAGGAGAUCAUGGAGACAACUUCCCAUUUGAUGGCCCAGGAAACACUCUGGGUCAUGCCUUUGCGCCUGGGCCAGGCCUAGGAGGAGAUGCUCACUUUGACAAGGACGAAUACUGGACUGACGGUACUGGUACAGCUGUAGGAGUGAGCUUCCUGCAUGCUGCCACCCAUGAGUUUGGCCACUCUCUGGGUCUGGGUCACUCUUCUGUUCCUGGUGCCGUGAUGUACCCUACCUAUGAAAAGGGGAACCCGGAAGACUUCAGACUCACAGAGGAUGACAUUGAAGGCAUUCAGAUGUUAUAUGGUAAGAUUAGGGCUUUCAAGACGAGAGUGUCAGGCUUGACAGAAAGAACUAGGAAGUGGAGAGUGGCCUGGAGAUGCACGGACUACUUAACAAGCUUCUCUGGGAAGCAGUGCCUGCGGGAUCAGGACGCCACUGCCAAAGACAUGGCCGUUCCCUCCUCCUUCCUCCUCCUAAUGAAUGCACAGCCCCCACCCCCCGUGGAAUAG